CGAGAGUUUCCCAACAACGCGAUUCUCUGCACGUGUACAGCUCAGAAUUUUCCUCCAAGGCUGCUCGGAGCCAAUCUCUUCCUAGCCAUGGCGAACGUGGUACAGAUAUUACCCAAGUUCCUUCUGCCACGGCUCAGCUGGACUGCUCCGGUGGGACAGACCUUCGCAAGAGCAUCGGCUGCUUCAGCGCAGACGAACAAUUAUGGGCCGUGGCAACAUGCAGCGAGGUCAUUUCACGGCGAAGUAACACCUCUGAGAAGACCCAUUGAUGGAUCUGUCCGACGAAAUGUCUCUAUGCAGCAACAGCUCCAGCAGUCCAUUUUCCGGAGAGCCUUUCACGCUUCACCCACAAGACGAAGAGAUCACCACUUCGACACGCUGAAGUUUGUCCAGCGGCUACAGAGCGAGGGCUUCACGGAGGAGCAAUCCGUUGCCAUGAUGAAAGUUCUCAACGAUGUUAUUCAGGAAAGCAUCCAGAACUUGACCCGCACAAUGGUCCUGCGCGAGGACGCCGCGCGCGCCACCUACACGCAAAAGGUCGACUUCGCCAAGCUCCGCUCGGAGCUCCUGUCCGCCGACAGCACCGAGUCAAACGCCACGCGCGCCGCCCACGAGCGGCUGACCAACGACAUCGCCAGGCUGAACAACCGGCUCAAGGACGAGAUCGGGCGGACGCAGGCGAGCGUGCGCCUGGACCUGAAUCUGGAGAAGGGCCGCAUCAGGGAGGAGGCGGUGUCGCAGGAGCUGCGUAUCAAGGAGACCGAGACCAAGAUCGAGCAGGAGGCGGGUGGCCUGAGGCAGCAGCUGGAGCAGGUCAAGUUCCAGACCCUGCAGUGGCUGAUUGGUGUUUGCACCGGUUUCGCAGCGCUGACACUUGGUGCUUGGCGGUUGUUGAUGUGAGGAGGGAUGUGUGGUGUGGAGGGGACUGGCGGAUGCUAAGGUGUGGACAACGAGCUCUGAGAGGCAUGUUUCUUUGGGAUUAGCACAAGCUGACCAGAACGAAGUUAUGUCUUGCUUGGCCGUCCUUUGGAAAGUACAGCUGACUGGCUGAGCAGGCUCGAAUCACCACAAUAUCAAGGCGAUGGAUGAGCACUUAUAGGCGAUUUGUGCAGAGACACCAUCGGCAUACAUUAUACCCAAAUCAAGAGAGAUAUGUUUUCCAC
Messenger RNA from Cryphonectria parasitica EP155, 1163 nucleotides. Its product is annotated as DUF1640-domain-containing protein. The record is from RefSeq and is a predicted model, not a curated record. Gene Ontology annotation, cellular component: mitochondrion. The transcript is spliced from 2 exons. NCBI's taxonomy places the organism in Eukaryota, Fungi, Ascomycota, Sordariomycetes, Diaporthales, Cryphonectriaceae. Bases 88 to 900 code for a protein of 270 amino acids.